Messenger RNA from Bactrocera latifrons, 1858 nucleotides. RefSeq lists its product as uncharacterized. The transcript is spliced from 9 exons. Gene Ontology annotation, molecular function: serine hydrolase activity. The record is from RefSeq and is a predicted model, not a curated record. NCBI's taxonomy places the organism in Eukaryota, Metazoa, Arthropoda, Insecta, Diptera, Tephritidae. Bases 215 to 1420 code for a protein of 401 amino acids.
GAAGCACAAGUUGUAGUGUCUGAACUCAGUCUACAUACACAUAUCUGGGCAGGUUUCCGUGCAUUGACCAUAAACUGUUAACUUAUUCACUUAAAUUAACAUUAAGGAACUUCAUUUAUUAUACAGUUUAUUUUGCUUUUUUUUUAAUAUAAUAGAGUAUUCUGUGCGUGCGACCUGCCGAUACCAGUCGUAAUUUUUGGCCAUAGGUUUCGAAAUGGCUUCUUCAAUACAGUGCGUUACAAGCGCUACCCGUGUUUUGCGUUUACUUACUGUAACGUCAAGUUUAAAAAAAACAAAUUGCUGCAAUCCAAAAAAAUCAAUAAAUACCAGCAUUGCUUUUCCCAUGCAAGCAGAAGAAAGUACAACGGCAUCAACAGCACUUGAAUAUGCGGUAACAAAUAAUAAAGAAAUGUUGUCUUUGGUUCCUUACUUUGGCCAUUCCACUCUUUUAAAAAGCCGAUUGAAUUACAUUUCGAAACCGAAUUACAGAUACUUUUCAAGUUUACAGAAGACAAACUCGAGUAACAAGUCUGCCAUAAUCACUGAUCAUAAGACAAUGGUGCCUUGGAAUUAUCGUUAUCUAUCAUCCAAAGAGGUCACGAAAAAUAUAACAUUGUUCACUAAUGAACCAUUUAAGGGUGAAGUGGAUCCAAAAACUUUAGAAAUCAAACAGUCUUCGGGGAAUCCACUUGUUUUAAUGAUGGCGUGGCUAAUGGCUAAGCAUAAACAUUUGAAGAAAUAUGCUCAAAUUUAUACGGAAAUGGGAUUCGAUGUUAUGAUCGUACAUGUGACGCCAUGGCAACUUCUUUGGCCCGUUAAGGGAACACAAGUUGUGGCUGCAGAUACCCUUAAAUUUUUGGAAAAUAAUGGAUCAUAUACGCCAAUUGUUGUUCAUGGCUUUUCUGUGGGCGCUUAUCAACUCGGAGAAGUGAUGUUACAAAUGUCGCGUAAUAAAGAACGAUAUGCAGGAAUAUUAGACAGAAUUGUCUGUCAAAUUUGGGACAGCGCAGCUGAUAUAACCGAAAUCCCUGUUGGAGUGCCGAAGUCGCUUUUUCCUAAAAAUCCACGUAUGCAAAGUGCUUUACGUAACUACAUCCUUUACCAUAUGAAAACAUUCCAUAAUCAAGCCACUAUCCAUUAUAUGCGAUCCAGUCAAAUAUUUCACUCUACUUUAAUUAAACAACCAGCAUUGUUUUUUGUAUCAGAAAAUGAUAAUAUUGGACCGCCAUCUUCGAACCACGCAGUACGUGAAAAUUGGGAGCGUGCUAAUAUAAAAUGUACUUUUAAGUGUUGGGAGCAUUCGCAACAUGCAGCACAUUUUAUUAGGCAUCGAGAGGAAUACUUAGGGUGUCUAUUAAAACAUCUUGAAAGUUCUGGUGCGAUCGACAGUAUCGGCUUAAAAACACGCGCAAAAUUGUAAUUACAAAACUGAACAAGUGAAAUUAGCGGAAUUAAAAAAUAAAAAUCAAGAUUAAACUUUGAUAAGGACAAACGUCGUUCAUUGUUCGCGGGAGUAACUAAAAACUUGUUUGACAACUUUUAAGUUACAUAUCCGAGGCAUUUUCUUCUUAUUAUUAUAUAAGCCGUAUUACGAAAACAUAAUGACGAAAAAGCCAGACAAGAAUCGUACAACCUUCAUACAAAUUAUUUUCAAUUUAAAAAGUAUUAGGCUUUAAGAUCAUAAUUAAAAUGUUUGCAAUUAAAGCCUUGAAACAAGGGGAAAAACAAUUAUAUAUAAUAAAAAUGUGUACAUAGAGCAAAUGACCAAUGUCAUUGGCAUCUUCAUCAUAAAUAUAAAUUCUGUAGACAUGUUUUUGAGUGUAUGGUUAAUAAAGAAAUAUAGUACAUAUGUUCAUAA